ACAGGUUUUGAAGGAGCAGUGGCUAUAAAGUGCAGCUUAGGUCUUCAGAAACAUCUCACUGCACUUGACGAGCAUCAUGAUGCGGUGGACAGUGUGGGCUCUGUUUUUGGAUACACUUCUCACAAGACAAGGCACUGCAGCUCAGAAUUGUGGAGUAGCACCCCUGAACCCAAGGAUAGUGGGAGGUGAGGAUGCCCGAGAGGGUUCGUGGCCCUGGCAAGUCUACCUGACUGUCAGUGGGCAAUUCACAUGUGGAGGGACGCUAAUCAGCAAUGAGUUUGUACUCACUGCUGCCCACUGCAUCAAUAAUGUUCCAUUACCUCUGUGGACCCUAUACCUUGGAAGACACAAUCAGAGUGGCCCAAAUCCCAAUGAGGUGUCCAGGAACGUGUCCCAGAUCAUCGAGCAUCCCGACUACCAAACACUACCCACUGAAAAUGAUGUAGCCCUCAUGAGGCUGAGCACCCCUGUCACUUACACUGACUACAUCCGACCUAUUUGCAUUGCAAGUAACUCCAGUCAGAUCAACAAUGGCACCAUGUGCUGGGCCACGGGCUGGGGCCGACUGACAAACGUAUCAGGCACACCAGAGACGCUACAAGAGGUUGAGGUUCCCAUCAUUGGAAACAAACAAUGCAGCAGCAGCUACUUCCCAUCUGGAGAUCACACAUUCAACAACAGCAUCAUCUGUGCAGGGCAGAGGGACAAAGGAGCAUGCAUGGGUGAUUCAGGCGGACCUUUGCAAUGCAAACAAGACUCAGUGUGGAUCCAGGUGGGCAUCACCAGUAUGGGCAUACCCUGCGCUAGCGGGAUUGCCCCUGAAGCCUACGCCCGUGUGUCAUUUUUCCAGAAAUGGAUCACAGAGCAAGUGCCAGGGGCAAACAUUGGCGUUGUUUCGUCAACCUCCAGUGACCCUCGACAUGAUAGCUACACAUGCGGAGCACAGUCUAUAACCCUGUCAACCAUAGCAAGUUUCUCGUGUCUUAGCAUUCUGCUCCUCCUGCAGGGCUUUCAAGCUGUGUAACAAGACAAAAUCUGCUUUACCUUGCUGGAUUCAGAUGGCAGUAUUUAGCACUUGAUGAUGAACAUGGACAGCAUGACAUAAAAGAUAUUUGUAACGGUUAAUUCCCCUUCAAAACAACCCAUAUGUUGUUUUCAACAGGGAAAUCUUACAUAAACACUCAAAUAACUCAUAUCACAAUGUCCAAGAGCAGGGGUGUCGUAUGGGGGAAAUUUACGACAAUUAAAAAAAUAUAAAAAAAUAAAAAGGUGUGGCCCAAUGUGAUUUUUUUUAAAUGGCGCCCAGAAUUCCUGGCGGCGUCCUUGUUCAAAUUAAAUAUAGUAAGCUCAAUUCAUAAUUACUAUCCGAAGCAGAAACCAAAGGAGAACUCUGCGACCCAACAUGAUAGCUCCACAAACACUACAUAAUCCAUCGUUAAGUGUCUGAAAAGUAUUUAAAAAAAGAACCCAAAAGACCAAAGCUUUCGCAGCCAUAGACUCUUGUUUGGUCUUACCUUUGAUGUCUUCGACAGAAAUAUUGGUUGUAAUGUUGAAACUCCCUAGCUGUUUUGCUCAGCAAAAAUUCUCAUAGUAUUAUGUGCCGAUAAAUCCGCUAAAUAGAUGCCAAAGUUCGAAGAAAAUCAGUUGUUUGUUUGGUCUAUUAAAAUUGGUUCAGUAUAGUGGCUUCUGAUUGUUUGUUGAAGGGGUUCAGCUUUGCAGACCCAUCACAGUUAAUGAAAUGUAGUAAUACAAACGCAUUCAUUUGAAAGGCACAAACCAAAAUGACACAAAAUAUCGCACAGGGUAUUGUGAAAUGCUAUGCUGUAAUUUCUGUUCAUUCAGACAUAUUCUUCAUGAAU
This is a messenger RNA of Dunckerocampus dactyliophorus (ringed pipefish), 1859 nucleotides long. Its product is annotated as chymotrypsin-like protease CTRL-1. Gene Ontology annotation, biological process: proteolysis. The transcript is spliced from 6 exons. The record is from RefSeq and is a predicted model, not a curated record. Lineage: Eukaryota; Metazoa; Chordata; Actinopteri; Syngnathiformes; Syngnathidae. The coding region runs from base 77 to 1024 and encodes 315 amino acids. Gene Ontology annotation, molecular function: serine-type endopeptidase activity.